GCACUGAUGGUUGGCACUGAUGGGCACAGGUGGAUGGCACUGAUGGGCAGAGGUGGGUGGCACUGAUGGGCACAGGUGGGGUGGCACUGAUGGGCACAGGUAGUGGCACUGCUGGGCACUGGUGGGUGGCACCACUGGGCACUGAUGGACGGCACUGCUGGGCACUGGUGGACGGCACUGCUGGGCACAGGUGGGUGGCACUGCUGGAGACCGAUCAUCAGGGCACUGAUCCUCAGUGCCCUGAUGAUGGGUGCCGAUCCCUGCUCUGACAACUGCCGGUUCUCUGCAGUACUUUCCCCACGUUCUGACAGCGUGAGGAAAGUGCAGCCGAGAACCGGCAAUUGCAU
This is a messenger RNA of Staurois parvus, 347 nucleotides long. The record is from the annotation of a GenBank genome assembly. Lineage: Eukaryota; Metazoa; Chordata; Amphibia; Anura; Ranidae.